CCGCCGGUUGGCAUUCCGAUUCCGUGGGAAGAAAGAAAGCGUCGUCUCGCAAGAUGAGUAACGUCCUGGUUGCUGCACUGAUGUGUGCUCUUUGUGGGCAGGUUUUGGCGAAUUCUUACCCACCGAGAAAGACUUUCGUGGAAAUGCCCAGCCAUAGCGCAGGUAGCUACGGCCCGGGGCAAGGUCAGAUUGUCCCGAAAAGAGGUCCACCGUCGAGCCACAACCACGGUAAUGUGCAGCAGCCCAAGGUUGUCAAAUCGCCGCCGGUGGUGCACAUUGGAACGAAGGCGCAAGCUGCUAGCUACUCCUCGGGACCAAUUAAAGUAGGCCCGAAACGCGUACCACAAGGACCCCCGAACCAUGGAAGUGGCCAGUUUGUGAAAAACUAUCCACCACCAGCAGCAGCAGCAGCGACUCAUUUUGGGGCGCAAAGCCACGCUUCUAGCUUCGGUGUUGCACACGCCGGAGUUGCACAUGUGGGUAGUAGUAAUCAUCAUGCGGUCAAGCACACCCAAGUAAUCCCUGCGAUCGGCCAUGGUCCCGGAGGGUACGAGCAUCGUCGUACGCAUCAGCACGGACAGCCACAACACGGUUGAGAAGGACACUCUCACUGAGCGGAUUGGUUGUCUAAAUUAAAUAAAAAGUGCUCUUCAU
Messenger RNA from Anopheles darlingi, 654 nucleotides. RefSeq lists its product as uncharacterized. The transcript is spliced from 2 exons. The record is from RefSeq and is a predicted model, not a curated record. The coding region runs from base 54 to 596 and encodes 180 amino acids. NCBI's taxonomy places the organism in Eukaryota, Metazoa, Arthropoda, Insecta, Diptera, Culicidae.